ACCUGCAUUGCCCUCGGGGAGCAAGCCCGGCGGCUAGAGGAGUGGCGCCUUCGCAAGGCCGAGCAGGAGGCCAAGAUGCGGGAGCUCAUCCGCCAGAAUGCAGACGCUGUUCGGCAGAUGGCUAUGCUGGAGGAGAGCCUUCGGCAGAUGACCCUGCGGGCGGAGGCCGCAGAUCGGGGUAGGGCAGAAGCCGAGAGGUCCGCAGCUGAGGCUUUGGAGAGAGCUGUCAAGGAAGCCGAGGCCGCAAAGGUGGAAGCCGUCGAGAGAGCCCGAGGGGACGCAAUCUCGGGGUUCUUGGCAGGGGGGUGGCGGUCCGAGGAGCACAAGCAAUGGCUGUCCUCGGUCGUCGAGUCCUCGGUCGACGAGUGGUGUGAUGGGCCUGGCGUGGAGUUGGUUUCCCGAAAGGGUAAACAAUACUAUGAUGGGGGCGAGUUUUUCACUCAAGCCCUCAUCUACCGGAGGAUGGCUCGCCACUUGAAGAUCGAGCCAAAGGACUUUGACCCGGCAGCAUACGGGCUCCCCCCUGCAGCCAGACAUCCGCG
Molecule: messenger RNA, 542 nt
Organism: Cuscuta europaea
Lineage: Eukaryota; Viridiplantae; Streptophyta; Magnoliopsida; Solanales; Convolvulaceae
Source: the annotation of a GenBank genome assembly